Drosophila eugracilis is the source of this 429-nucleotide messenger RNA. RefSeq lists its product as uncharacterized. Lineage: Eukaryota; Metazoa; Arthropoda; Insecta; Diptera; Drosophilidae. The transcript is spliced from 3 exons. The record is from RefSeq and is a predicted model, not a curated record. Bases 28 to 369 code for a protein of 113 amino acids.
CUCAACGGCAAACAGAAGAUCUUCAAUAUGAAAUCAAUUCUCUCUAUCAGCUUUCUUUUGGUUCUGGCUUUAAGCCAAGUUAGUGCAAAUUGUUCUGGAGACUGUCCGGAUACGGAAGAUGUGGUUUGGGUUCUCGGCGGAGGCUGCAAUGUUUUCCGCAAUAAAUGUUACUUUGACAAGGAGAACUGUCAUCGCAAACCAGCCUUGACCAUCACUACCAAGGAGGAGUGUCAGAAACAUUGUGCCACUAAUUGUAUCCAAGUCUAUUCACCGGUUGGUGGAACCUACAAAGGUCAGGUCCGUCACUUUGGAAAUGAAUGCGAAAAGCACGUUCAUACGUGUCUAACUGGCGAAACGUUUUUGGAUUAGCUGAGAACAAGCUGCGAAACAACUCGAAAAACGCGACGUUAAAUAAACUGAUUUAUCUAU